AUGUACUGCUAUUGUGCUUUCCACUCAGGAUUCACUUACAGCGCUGCCAAUGUAGAGACCUGUGAGACUCACCAUAGCCAGUGCUCCCUACAUGCUUUUUGCACAGAUUACAGCACUGGUUUCUGCUGCCACUGCCAGUCCAAGUUCUAUGGGAACGGCCAGCACUGCUUACCAGAAGGCGCUGUUCACCGUCUCAACGGCAAAGUCAGCGGAGACCUGCUGGUGGGACAGACACCUGUGCACUUUGCGGAUGUUGACUUGCACGCCUACAUUGUUGGCAAUGAUGGGCGAGCAUACACAGCCAUCAGCCACAUCCCUCAGCCAGCUGCUCGGUCCCUGAUCCCACUUUCUCCUAUCGGGGGUUUCUUUGGUUGGCUUUUUGCUCUGGAGAUACCCGGCUAUGAAAACGGCUUCAGUAUCGCUGGUGCUAAAUUCGUUCACAGUCUUGAAGCCACUUUCUAUCCAGGAGAGGAAACUGUUUUUGUCAAGCAAACUGCUGAUGGGCUGGAUGCAGAAAAUUACCUCAGUGUUCGGACUGAAAUUCGAGGGCAGGUGCCUUAUAUUCCCGAGGAUUUUACUGUCGACAUUGGACCUUACAAGGAGAUCUACCAGUACAUGGAUUCAGUUGUGACUUCUACAUCUUACCGUGAAUAUUCCCUACUUGCUUUUGGAAGCAUCAACCAAACCUUGUCCUACCGGCUGCGUCAGAAUCUAACCUACCAUGAAUGCCCCCAUGCACGGCACCGCAGGGUGACUCCCACCACUCAGCAGCUCACGGUGGACCGGAUUUUUGCUUUGUAUAAUGAGGAAGAGCAGGCACUCCGUUAUGCCGUCACCAACCAGAUUGGGCCCCUCAGAGAUGAUUCUGAUUUGGUUGCUCUGAACCCAUGCUACGAUGGCACGCACACAUGUGACACGACGGCACGGUGUCAGCCAGGCUCUGGUUUGGAUUACAGCUGUGAGUGCACUGCCGGCUACUGGGGUGAUGGGAACGAAUGCACAGAUGUCAAUGAAUGUGCCGAGGGCCUCAGCCGAUGCAGCCCAGAAUCAGUCUGUGUCAACACUUUGGGCAGUUACAGAUGUGAGUGCCCCCAUGGAUAUGAACUCGCAGCAGACCGGGCCACUUGUGUAGUGGUGGCCCCACCAUCCAACCCUUGUGAAGACGGCACUCAUACCUGCGCCUCCGCAGACCGAGCAGAAUGUGUGCACCACGGGGGUGCCUCGUUCAGCUGUGUGUGCCUUACGGGUUUUGCUGGCAAUGGACACAACUGCACAGAUGUGGAUGAAUGCGCGGAAGGGAGAUGUCACCAAGCUGCCACCUGCCACAAUUCCCAUGGCUCCUUCUCCUGUCGCUGUCAGGCUGGCUAUGAAGGUGAUGGUUUCCACUGCUCACCAGAGAGCGUGCCGCCAACAAUGACCCGCUGCCAACAUCAACGACUGUAUGCAAGCCAGCAAAGGCCUUCCUUCCCAGGGGGACCCCACGUACCUGAGUGUGAUGACCAAGGGAACUACCGGCCACUGCAGUGCCAUGGCAGCACUGGGAUGUGCUGGUGUGUUGACAGAGAUGGCAAGGAGAUUCCUGGGACUCAGACGCCACCUGGCGCUCCUCCGCCGCCCUGCAGGGGUCCAGAGCCCACCCAGAGACCACAGACCAUGUGUGAACGUUGGAGACAGAGCCUUCUGGAGCAUUAUGGGGGCAACCCACAAGAUGACCAGUAUGUGCCCCAGUGUGACUCUCUGGGCAACUUUAAACCUUUGCAGUGCCAUGGAAAUAGCGGCUACUGCUGGUGUGUGGAUGAGCAUGGCCGUGAAGUCCAAGGCUCACGCUCAGAACCUGGGACCCUUCCUCCAUGUCUGCCCAGUGUGGCCCCUCCAACAGUUCGUCCAUCUCCUCGCCCUGAUGUUGUUCCGCCUACUACUGGGACGUUCCUCCUUUACGCUCAGGGACAACAAAUUGGCUUUUUACCCCUGAAUGGCACCAGACUGAAAAAGGAAGCUGCCAAGACCCUGCUCUCACUGCAUGGCUCCAUUGUGGUGGGGAUCGACUAUGACUGCAGGGAAAAAAUGAUGUACUGGACGGAUGUGGCAGGUCGGACCAUCAGCCGAGCGGGAUUCGAGCCAGGGGCUGAGCCAGAGAACAUCAUAAGCUCAGGGCUGAUCAGUCCAGAAGGCCUUGCCAUUGACCACCUCCGAAGGACCAUGUUUUGGACAGACAGUGGUUUGGACAAAAUCGAGAGCGCUAGGCUGGAUGGCACAGAACGGCGAGUACUUUUUGCCACCGACCUGGUCAACCCACGUGCCAUUGCAGUGGAUCCCAUCCGUGGGAACCUUUACUGGACAGACUGGAACCGCGAAGCCCCCAAAAUCGAGAUGUCCACUGUAACCGGAGAAAACAGGCGGAUUUUGGUCAACCAAGACAUUGGGUUGCCCAAUGGUUUGACCUUUGAUCCCUUUUCCAAACUGAUUUGCUGGGCAGAUGCAGGAACCAAGAAGCUGGAGUGUGCUUUACCUGAUGGAAGAGGGAGGCGCGUCAUUCAGAAUAACCUCAACUACCCCUUCAGCAUUGUUAGCUACGCCAACUACUUCUACCAUACAGACUGGAGAAGAGACGGGGUAAUAGCUGUGAACAAAGACAGUGGUGCUUUUACCGAUGAGUAUCUUCCCGAGCAGAGGACGCAUCUCUAUGGAAUAACAGCAGUCCAUCCUUACUGCCCAGGAGGAAGAAAGUAAACUACCUGGAACAUGGCAUGGGAACGGAGGGGUAAAGUUUCACUAUGACAGCUGGCAGAAGACCCCCACAUCCUGAUAUUAUUGUACAUAAUGGAAGAGACUCCUCAAACUGUGUCCAGACAACCAGUGACCUGUUACUGAAGGGAAUUAAGCGGUUUAAGCUUAGAGCAAAAUUAUCCAGUAUUUUUUUAAAGUUAUACCUCAAAUCUGUACUACUGUAUUUUUGUUUUUUACAAAAAUGAGAACUUUUAUAUAUUGCCAAAAAGAAAUGGUGCUAUGAAUGAUGGGGCUAAUAAUACUUUUUAAAAAAAACUGACAGGAGCAACUUUGUAAAAGAAAAAAAUAUGACCAUAUAAACAUAUCCUUACUCCACAGUUAUUUUAUUGGAAAAAAACAAGAGGCUCUACACAUCCUGAAAUGGGAAAGGAGGGACUACCUUAGCUUACUAAGGAAACUCUCUUGACUGGCUUCUUGCAGCAGUGCCUAAACCGGUCAGUGUAAAUACUCUGGGAGAAGGAUAGAAAGAGUACUUUAUUUGUGUUAAGAGCCAUGCAAAGUUAUGAAGGAUUAUUUUGGAAAACUAAACGCCAUACACUGCUUGUUGCUUCUGCCUCUGUGCAUGUCUUUUUAGUAUUUAUAUUACAAAUUUGCCAGAACGAUGGUUCAAAUUUAUCCCUUGGCCUUCAGGGGCCGUGUGAGUGAAUGCAACUGUCAAUACCUGAUUGUAGCGGCUCAUGUUUUCUAAGCUAUUCCAUGAAUUAAAUAAACAAAAAUUGGACUAA
Sceloporus undulatus (fence lizard) is the source of this 3512-nucleotide messenger RNA. It is a transcript of the gene NID2, whose product is annotated as nidogen 2. The coding region runs from base 1 to 2730 and encodes 909 amino acids. The transcript has 17 exons. Gene Ontology annotation, molecular function: calcium ion binding. NCBI's taxonomy places the organism in Eukaryota, Metazoa, Chordata, Lepidosauria, Squamata, Phrynosomatidae. The record is from RefSeq and is a predicted model, not a curated record.